This is a messenger RNA of Parathielavia appendiculata, 1172 nucleotides long. RefSeq lists its product as uncharacterized. NCBI's taxonomy places the organism in Eukaryota, Fungi, Ascomycota, Sordariomycetes, Sordariales, Chaetomiaceae. The transcript has a single exon. The record is from RefSeq and is a predicted model, not a curated record. Bases 152 to 793 code for a protein of 213 amino acids.
CACGACUUUGUUGACGAGUUGAAACAAACACGGCGGGGUUCAGUCUUUUUUGGCAGUCGUCAGCUCCCUGGUCCAGCCUCCAACCGGUGGUGUUAAGCAUCUGCCCCAGGUCCUCCUCUUCCAAGCUUCGACCUUGGGACCAGUGCACACUAUGCUCAUUCGUUGGCUCCUGCAAGCCGGCGCCGAUCCCAACGGCCAAGGGGGCCCGCUGAGACCCUUUACCAUGUUUCUGCUCAGCCUCAAGGUGGAAUGUGGCAUGGGGGACAGGGUCGCACAUGACAGAAUUCUCGACCUCUUCGCGACUCUACAGGCUUAUAUAUCAGCUGGAGCAGAUAUGGGUGAUGUUGUGUUUUCUCUAUCCGGCAGAGCAACCACGCCUACCAUUGUGUUUGUCCUUCCGAUCAUCUGGUCGACUCGGGUGUCACCCCUUGAAUGCAACCAUGCUCAACUUGCUCAGUACGCUAGGCAAGCCAUGGAGGCAUGUUUGGGAUCGUCGGAUGGCGGUGCCAUCGGACGUCCGUCGGAUCACUUGCCGAACCUUGGUCAUGAGAGUCACAAAAGCUAUGAGAAGGUGCUUCUUGCUAGCAGAGUGAAGCCAGGGAGUCUCGUGAAACCUGGGAUGAAUCUACGAGGCCGAGCCCAGUGCGUUGCUAUCAAUAACUCGGACACAAUGUCAGGUCGAACCUUGGACGUCAUAGCGCCUGGACUGUUGGAGAGACGAUAUGUCGAGAUGGACUCGUUACUGGCUGAAGUUGUGCAAACUGGAAUCCCCAUUACUGACCCCACGUGUUGACUCGCAUUCAAGGGAAAAGCCCGCUGAGUGCUGGGGGUGGAUAACAGUUUUGAGUGAGGACAUGGUCCUUGCUCAGUUCCAACUGUUGACAGUAUUCCGGGUCCCAUGGUUAAUAUGGAGAUGUGGACCGUGAUGCGGCUGUUUCCGCCAAGAGUCCCAGAAAGUGCCAGCCAAAUGGGGGUUUUGUGUACGAGGACGCGAUAUGGGAAUGAGGAGAUUGUCAUGCUCACGGCAAGUCUUGGGGUGGCAUCUAAUGCAUGCCUAGGGCCCUUGAGUUAUGAACAUUUGACAGCGUUCAAUCUCCAAUUCACAUAGUUGUGAACCUCUCUCCAGUCGAAUUCUUUCACCCUUCGAAUCUUAAUGCCUGGGACUCAAAGUA